GUAUCUUUUUAAUCUGUGGUAUUUAUUUUGUGUAUGAAAUAUCCGGAAUUGAACUUAAUUCCCGAUUCCGUUCUUACUUUGUUCAUUAUUUAUAUUAUUCGAAAUAAAAACCAAAAUAAAAUUUAUUGUGUGUUUACCUAAGCAUAUCUGUAAUGUAAUUUAAUACUUACAUUCUACAAUAGAUAUACACAAAAAUGGCAACCAAGAAGAAAAAUAUAUUUACGAGAAGUAAACCUUUAAUGAACAUUUAUAGCUCCAUAGACCAUGAAGGAAAAGAGGUAGAAGUCAGAGAAGAUGCAGAGCAAAUUGUUAAAUGGCAUGAAAUAUCAGAUGCACUAGUCGCUGCUGGCUACUAUCGUGCCCAACUUCAGGGGCUUUCACCUUUUGACAAGAUUGUUGGAGGCUUGACAUGGUGUAUUGAGCUAUGUGAUAUAGAUGUGGAUGUUAGCCUUUUAUUCGAGGAGAAUCUUACAAUAGGAAAAAAAAUAGCAUUAACUGAGAAAAUUGUUAAAGUUCUGCCAACAAUGAAAUGUCCACAUGUGAUUGAACCUCAUCAAAUCCAGGGAUUGGAUUUUAUCAAUAUUUUCCCAUUGAUUUUGUGGUUAAUAAAGUAUUCCAGUGAAUUCAGAGAAGCUAAAGAAGAUGAGCUACGAAAAUUUGCUGUUAUGCAAUAUGAAAAGAAUCACAUGUUUGAGUCUGAUAGAGCAUUAUUUCUUCAGAAAGAAAAGUUAUUAAAAAAUUUAGCUAUUGUUCGGCAUCUUUAUAAACCAUGCAGAGUACGAAAACGGAAGGGUGGACUUCCUACCAAUGAGCUAGAACAAGUGAAUUCCACUCUUUCUGAAUAUGACCAGCGGAUGUUAAUGCACGUAUCUACAAAUAAAGACACAACCAAGAAUGAUGAAGGUCUUGACUUCUUAUAUGACUAUGAAAAAACUUUGGCUGAUCCAUCUGAAAUUACUACGAAGACAGAUAAAUAUAUCAAUAUACAAGAGAGUCAAGAUGCAGCAGAAACUAAAAUACACUAUGCAGUGCUACACUCAGAGCUAACUGGGGAAAUUUCUAAGGAACUUGAAAUGAGUGAAAGGAUAAAGUAUUCUGAGGAUGUCGAAAAACUCACUAAGGCAAUUGAUAGAAUGGAAAAGGAAAUGGAGGAAUUCAAGAAAGACCAUCAUGAUAGAAUUGAGGCAGCAAAAAAUAAUUAUACUAGUAUGAUGGAAAAGUUACAAAAAAUUACAUAUAAAUUAAUGAAGUCUGAUGACUAUAGUGAUAAAAAUGUAAAAAAAUUCUACAAAUCCCUUAAGGAACUGGCGCAGGAAAGAAAUGAAUUACUUGAAAUUAUUAAGAACAGGGAGAAAGAACAUAGGAGAUUAGAAGAGGAAUUGAGGAUUGCACAGGAUCCGAAUACUGUAAUAGAGGACAAACCACUGACUUCUGAAGAGUUAAAAGAAUUUCAAGAAAGAGAGGAUAAAUUAAAAUCUUUCAUUAGCAACAUGAGAUUAGAACUUGCGAAAUUAAAUCGUGAAGUUUUGAGAUAUUCUUUAAGCAUAGAUGAAGUACCAGGAACUGCAGAACUAUUGCAAUAUGAGAAGAGAUUCAUGGAACUUUACAAUCAAGUGGCUUCAAAACAUAGAGAAACUAAACAGUAUUAUAUAUUUUAUAAUACCCUAUAUGAAGUGAAGCUGUAUACAUCGAAAGAAUUAAGUUUGCUUAAUUCUAUAUUGGAUAAUUAUGAAGAAGCAAUGUCAUCAACUAGAAAAAGAGAAGAGUUUAUGACCCAAUUUGAGUCUAUUGUGGAUUGGGUGAAUCAGACUGUAAGAAAAGUUGAAGAUAAGUAUAAAAAUGAGAAGGACCAAAAAGCUGCUCUGCACAAUGAGUAUUCUCGACUACUUGAGAUUCAAAGGCAAUAUGCAGCGGCUCUGAAAAAAUUAGCCGAAGAAAGGCAAAAGAUUGGCAGAAGUAGUUAAUUAUUUGAGACGGUAUAAGGAAGUGCAAUAAUUUUAUAUUAAUAUAAUACCUAUAUGCCACAGUCAGAAUUUUCUGGUUAACUAUGUUGAUUGAAGUAUUUAAUUACAUUACAUUAUUUAUGACUUGAUGCUUAGAUGUAAUAAGUUUUGAUAUUUUUUCAAUCGAUUUUUUCAAUAUUUUUAACUAAGAAGUAGUUAUGACUGUAACAUGGAUAAAAAAAGACAUAAGUAUAUCUAGUCCAUAAAGUAGAUUAUAUAUUUUCUCGCAGAAUUUCUAUAUUAAUGACACCGGUAAUAGGAGAAUUUUGUUUCAUUUAGGUAGAUAGAAUUGCAUGGUAAACAAUUAGAAAAAAAACUUCUAUUAUACAUAUUUCUCUUUGAUGUUUACCAUUUACCAUCAGAUUCUACAAGUUGUUCAUUUGUUUUAUAAUUGUUAUGUACUAAAACAAACUUCUGUGAAUCUUAUGUAGUGAAAUAAUGAAAAUUAAAAUAUUGCGAGAAUAGUUUUUUCUACUUUUAUAUUACUUUUACAACAAUUACAUACACAUUCGAAUUAAGUUUUAUAAUGUUAUAUAAUACUAAGACUGAAAUAGCUUUUUAUAUUGUUUUGUUAAGCAACAUCGUAGAUAUUGUAAAAUGUAAUAUAUUUAA
Galleria mellonella (greater wax moth) is the source of this 2615-nucleotide messenger RNA. It is a transcript of the gene fidipidine, whose product is annotated as coiled-coil domain-containing protein 93. The transcript has 10 exons. The coding region runs from base 195 to 1964 and encodes 589 amino acids. Lineage: Eukaryota; Metazoa; Arthropoda; Insecta; Lepidoptera; Pyralidae. The record is from RefSeq and is a predicted model, not a curated record. Gene Ontology annotation, biological process: Golgi to plasma membrane transport.